AUGAAUACACUGCUGUCGCGGACGAACGCCAUCUUCGCGUUCACACUGUCUGUGUUGGCGUCGCUGACACUGAUGUGCGCCCUCUCGACCACAUUGAAAGAGUACAACCAAUUGGUGUCCGUGAAGAUCGUGGCGACCAAGAAGUUGGUGAAGAAUGUGGCCGACUAUUCGGCCGGAAGGGAGCGCAACGACUUGGGCUUCAUUUCGUUCAAUCUGGACGCAGACCUGACGCCCGCCUUCGACUGGAACACCAAACAGCUGUUCCUCUAUAUGACCGCUCACUACAAGACUCGCAACAAUGCACUCAAUCAGGUCGUGCUCUGGGAUCACAUCAUACAGAGAGGAGAGCCCACGAAACUGCAGCUCCGGAACCAACACACGAAGUACUACUUCUGGGACGACGGCAACGGACUGAAGGCCAACGACAACGUGACGCUAACGCUGUCCCUCAAUGUCAUCCCCAACGCAGGCCUUCUGCCCAUCUCUACCGUCCCGUCCAUCCAUUCCUUCUCCUUUCCCAACGAAUACAUCACUAAAAAUGCAUAA
Medioppia subpectinata is the source of this 546-nucleotide messenger RNA. Lineage: Eukaryota; Metazoa; Arthropoda; Arachnida; Sarcoptiformes; Oppiidae. The record is from the annotation of a GenBank genome assembly.